GGAAUUAAAAAAACUGGAUAAAUAUCUUAGACUUGGACAUUUAGCUUGUAAGUUUCUCCAUUUUAUUCAGAUACAUGUUAAGAGUGGAUGGUAAGGCAAUUUUUAGGGGAGAAUAGCCUAAACCCCACUAGGGUGACAUUUGUAAUAUCGUGUAGGCUAUUGUAUUAUUUAGUAUAAUUUAUUAUGGAGUGAAGUGUGAGUCUUUAUCGUUACUCUCCGCCUCUUUAAGUCUCUCCUACAUCUGACUCCUUUUGGUCUUUCGCUGUUUGCACAGCAGCCUGUACUCUGCCCCACAUUUUAUUUGGCAAUUCUCACCACCGCUCGCUCGCUCGCCGCUGCGUAAAAGCUGCUCUUGGAAAUGUAGUUAUUUGCGCACAGCGAGGUCUCUCCGAAAUGGAUUUAAAAUCCGAACUCCUUAAGUCGAUCUGGUACGCCUUCACAUCUCUGGACGUCGAGAAAUGCGGAAAAGUGUCCAAAUCGCAGUUAAAGGUGCUUUCCCACAACUUGUACACAGUGUUGAACAUCCCACAUGACCCGGUGGCUCUGGAGGAGCACUUCCAGGAUGACGAUGAUGGACCGGUGUCUAAUCACGGCUACAUGCCCUACCUCAACAAGUAUAUACUGGAUAAGGUCAAAGAGGGCAUGUUUGACAAGGAGAAGUUUGACGACCUGUGCUGGAUGAUGACCAGGAAGAAGAACUUCAAGGGUGUACCACAGGGCGCGCUGCUAUCCGAAAGAGACUGUUUUAAGCUCUUCUGUUUAUUCAACCUUCUGUCUGAGGACCGCUACCCGCUGGUGAUGAUACCAGAGGAGGUGGAGUAUCUCCUUAAGAAGAUUUCCACAGCGAUGAGCCAGGAGUGGGAUGGGAAACCAUUGGUGGACUUAAUAUCCCAGGGUGCCACAGUGCAGGAUGAUGACAUGUCAGUGUGGACCUUCCUGGAGCACAUGGCAGCAGGCCGGCUGCUGAGGGUCACCAGUGCUGAGGCCUUCAGUCUGGCUUUGAAUGAGGUCUUUCUGGAGAUGUAUCACAACGUCCUCAAGAGGGGUUAUAUGUGGAAAAAGGGGCAUGUACGCAGGAACUGGACUGAGCGUUGGUUUGUGCUGAAUCCCUCCUCUGUGGUUUACUACGUCAGUGAGGACAUGAAAGACAAGAAAGGGGAGAUCCAGCUGAAUAAGAACUGUGUCAUAGAGCCUAUUGCAGACAAGGAAGGGAAGCGCUGUUUGUUCUGUGUGAAAACCCACAAUAAAACCUUUGAGAUGAGUGCGUCUGACCAGAGGCAGAAGGUGGAGUGGACUCAAGCUAUUCAGACAGCUCUCCGUCUCCAGAAAGAGGGCAAGUCUUCACUUCACCAAGAACUGAAACUGAAGAGGCGGGUCCAGCGGGAACACAGCAACCGGGAGCGCAGCCGGAGCACCCGGAGCAGCUGCAGCAGCCGGAGCAGCCAAUCUGACGACUCCACUAUCCAAGAGAUGGAGAAGAUGGAGAAAGAGAAAGACAGACAGGAUUUAGAAAUAGAAAGUAUCAUACAGCAUGCACGCGAAUUAGAAACCAGACGGAGGGAGGCAGAGGAAAAAGAAAGAAGGAAACAGAGGGAGGUGCAGAUGGAGCUAGAGAGGCAGCUGAAGGAGGCCGAGUCGUUGAGAGACAGCAUGCAGGCAGAGAUGCAGGAGAAGGAAAAGGAGGCUGAGCAACAGAAGAAGAGGAUCCAAGACUUGGAGCUGACGCAGCAGAAACUGGAGGCUGCUCUCAACAUGGAGAUCCAGGCUCGGCUGGAGGAGGAGAGGGCCAGACAGGAGCUGGAGAGGUUGUUGCAGGCGGAAGAAGCAAAGAAGAAGCAGUUCCAGCUCCUCCAGGAGCAGCAGAAGGCAUUGCAGUGUCUCAACACCAUACUGGAGGCUUCAAACGGCAGUCCAGACAAGAAUACCCCCUCAGCUCUUCACUCUGCCUCUCAGGAGCUCCAGGAUCUGCAGGUGUCUCGCCAGAGGAGCCACCAGCACCUGGAGGAGGUACAAGAGAAGCUGAGAUAUGCUAGUCAACACGUACGACACUGGAACGUCCAGCUGAACCGCCUGAUGACACCCAUCAGUCCUGGAGAACGUUUGGGAAAUCGCUUAACAUCAAAACGCAUAUGUCCCAAAAAGGAGGGAGCGCUGGCCAGUAAUGAGUUCAUCUCUAAAUUUAAGAUAGGAGCUGAGCAAAUCAACCAGAUACCAGAAGACAGCGAGACGCUGGAGGAGCAGCUGGAGGCUGCAAACCUGUCAGAUGGAUCAGAAAAAUUACAGGGAAAACCCAACGGACAAAUGUGAUCACCAUGUUGACGGUUUCAAAUCCACAUGUUUAAAUUUGAUAAAAGAAAUUCUUGUUUAAGACCGAGAGUGGAACGUGAAAAGUUACUACAAUUCAUAGAAGAAUCUGUGCAAAAUACAUUUUAUAUUUAUAUUUUGAAAUGCAUACUAGGAUGGACAGUGAGGAUGAAACACACAUUGUGAUGCAGGAUUUAAUGAAAACACAUUUAACAGAUGAACUGAAAUACAGUUUUGUACAAUAAAGUUUAUUGGUGAAUGAUGAAUUGUCA
Molecule: messenger RNA, 2576 nt
Organism: Etheostoma cragini (Arkansas darter)
Lineage: Eukaryota; Metazoa; Chordata; Actinopteri; Perciformes; Percidae
Gene: def6c
Product: DEF6 guanine nucleotide exchange factor c
Exons: 12
Coding region: 394-2307 (637 amino acids)
Cellular component (GO): cytoplasm; nucleus
Source: RefSeq, a predicted model, not a curated record